CUCUCGUCUCACUGUGAAUCAGCCCUUCGCACAUGCGCAGAACAGUCCGCAACGACCACUUCCUGCAAAAUAGUGCUCCCUAACAACAGACAAAGCUUCAUAUGGUGGUUUCAACCAAAGGCGCUUAAUUAAAAGCGUUCCUCCAUCGCUCCUUCAAUGCAGGGUCCCGCCAGGCUCUCCAGGUACAGAGAGUAGGCUGAGUGUGCAGACAUGUCGGGCCGCUCCGCUGCAGAGAUGGAUGACUCGCAGGAGCUGCCGGCAAAGAAGGCCAAGAUUGACGUAGAUGGCAAACUGAAGAAAGAGUCGGGUGAUUUGGGGGAUGAUGGGAGCCCAGCCGCUGUUUUAGGUUCAUCAGAGCAGGAGAACUCAUAUUCUGCCCUGUCCACAGCCCAAAUUGAUCCAGGUGAACAGGAGCAGUCCAGCGCAGAGAGGGGAGCUGCAUCUCAACCAUGUGGUGACUCAAUUAACUCGUACGGUCAUUCUGCCACCGAUGCCACAGCCACAUCUGAAUACACCCAACAGGUUUAUCAGGGAAGCAACCCAGCAGUAACGUCAUACACCAGUCAGGUGGCGUUUCCUCCUCUGGCCCAGUCCACUGUGUACUCAUCCUUCCCCCAAACAGGCCAGACCUACGGUCUCCCACCUUUUGGUGCUAUGUGGCCAGGCAUAAAAACAGAGACAGGGCUGCCUGAUGCGCCCUCUGGUGGCCAGCCUGGGUUUCUCAGUUUCAGCUCCACAUAUACCUCAACCCAGCCAGGCCAGCUGCACUACUCAUACCCCAGCCAAGGCUCAAGCUUCACAACAUCCAGUGUGUAUUCCAACAUCCCUUCAGCUACAGCCGCGACUACAACCGCCUCGGCGGUGGCCCAUCAGGAUUUUAGCAGCUAUAACUCUCUGGGACAGAGUCAGUUCUCUCAGUACUACACUCUUCCUCCCAGCUACGUGCCUGCUGGGCUACCUAACAGUGAUGACCACAGUGGCGGUGCAGGUGUUGCUGGAUAUUCAGCAGUGAAAUCAGAGGAGGCCGCCUCAGCUGGACUGCCUCCUAGAGAUGCGUCCCCACCAGAAAACCUGCCUGUUUGUGCGGCUCUUCCUACAGCUGUGGCAGUGCCCGCUGGAGCUCGAGAUCAGGACGAGGUCGGCCGCAGGAACUCGGUGGGCAAAGCCAAAGGGAAGGGCAAGAAGUCUGAUAACUCUCCACCUGCUGAGAGUGACCUGGAGCGCAUUUUUCUAUGGGAUUUGGAUGAAACCAUCAUUAUAUUCCACUCUUUGCUCACCGGCUCUUAUGCGCAGAAGUUUGGCAAGGACCCGGCGACUGUGUUGAACUUGGGCUUGCAGAUGGAGGAGCUGAUCUUUGAGCUGGCAGACACCCAUCUUUUCUUCAAUGACCUCGAGGAGUGUGAUCAAGUCCAUGUUGAGGAUGUGGCGUCUGAUGACAAUGGACAGGACCUGAGCAACUACAACUUCAUGGCGGAUGGAUUUAACGGCCCCAGCGGUGGAGCUGCAUCAGGAACCACCACAGGAGUUCAGGGAGGGGUGGAGUGGAUGCGUAAACUGGCUUUUCGUUACCGCCGUCUAAAAGAGAUCUACAAUACUUACAAAGGAAAUGUCGGGGGCCUGUUGAAUCCCAUCAAGAGGGAGCUGCUGUUGAGGCUUCAGUCCGAGAUCGAGAAUGUUACAGACUCCUGGCUCAGCACUGCGCUCAAGUCUCUGCUGCUCAUCCAGUCCAGGGGGAAGUGUAUGAACGUGUUGGUCACCACGACUCAGCUGGUUCCAGCUCUGGCCAAAGUGCUGCUCUACGGCCUGGGAGACGUCUUCCCCAUCGAAAACAUCUACAGUGCCACAAAAAUAGGAAAAGAGAGCUGCUUUGAGAGGAUCGUCUCUCGCUUUGGGAAAAAAGUGACUUAUGUGGUGAUCGGUGACGGCCGAGAUGAGGAAUUUGCAGCAAAACAGCACAACAUGCCUUUCUGGCGGAUCUCCAGUCACGGCGACCUCGUGUCCCUUCACCAAGCGCUGGAACUGGACUUCUUGUAACGAGGAUGCUGUUGAAUGUUGUGCACUCAAAGGGAAAACGUUGUCGUCGUACUGGUGACUUGUGGAGUGAAACUGUGUGUGUGGAAAAAUUCUCCACAAGCCCAACAAUCCACACUCACCUGUUAGAAAUCUGCUCUCGCUGUCCGACGACUUGCAACUCGCUGUGUGUUGGUGAACGCUUUGAGGCGGACUUUGGGUCAGAGCCGCCUGCGAGAAACAAACUGGACGCGUCAGUCAUCAGAAGUAAGGUUCCUCUCGCCCAGCACCCCCUCCUCUACGGCAGCUAAGCUCACUGCGGCUGAAACUGGCACUGAUUUGGACACGGAAGGGAUGACUUCUAUUAUCCAGCUGCUUCACGGUUUUUGGCUUUUGUUUUCACAUAAACAUCCAAAAGUCCUGCAGCAAACAUCAUCCCUCAACUCUCACUGAGUUUAAACGGCUAAAGAGACGUUGUUUGUUGGUGGCUUUGUCUGUGGAGGUUGUCAUAGCUUUUUAUUUUGAAAAAUCUCUUUCCGGGGUGACUUGAAAACAUCAUUUUGCCUUUGUUUUUCAUUAUGUUCCUGACAGUCAUCAAGUAUCAAUUAAUCCCACUUUUAUGUGUUGCCUCUCAUGUAGCCAGACCGUUAUUAAACAAAAGGUACUCAGUGAUGGAGGGCAGCAGGGGCCAUUAAUCUCUGACUGUCACGACAAGACCAAACCACACCAUCAGUCAGCACCAUCAGUUCUGACCUCUCCACUGUGUGUGAUCCGUGGUCACCGAGCAUGUGCUAAGGAUAAGAGAUGCAAACUGCAGGAAGUGGUAAUAAGUGUGGGAAAACAUGCACAGAGCAUCAUCAGUUUCAUGGAUGACUGGGCAGAAGGAUCACAAUUUUAUUAUUAUUAUUUUUCCCCCAUUGUUUGGUUUUCAGACUCAUGGCUUCAUUUGAUGUUUUAGGCAAGAAAACAAAUAUGUGACUUAACAGAAUACUGCAAAAAUAAGUAAUAAAAGUUUAAUAAAUGAUAAAGAAUAAAUAAUAUAAUAGCCUCCAAUUACACUCCAGGGCUGGACUACAUAUGUAGAACUACAUCCACUAAAUAUCUGACGUUGGUGUAGUCAUCCUUUUUCCUCUUGUGGCUGUAAAGAGCUUCUUUAAUUGAAGCUGAAAGCUGAAGUUUUGUCAUGACUGGUGAUGUUUUGAAUAUAUUUGGACUUGAAAACAUUUUUCCACCCUAUGCCAAUGAUAAUCAACACUCUUUGUGUCCUUUGGGCUCCUCAGAGCGCAGUCCCAAGUGUCCUUGAAUUCCCAGAAGAGAGGUGGAGUGACAAAUCUGUAACCAGAACGAAACCGUGAUUCAAAGGUCCGCACUAUCAUAUUCAUUUCACUGUGAUAUGGAUCUGUUGAUGCCUGGUUAAAGUGUGCUGGUUUGGUCUUUCCAAAAUUGUUCUAGUACAAGUGAACACCCGAUUAAUGGGAGAUUAUUUUUUGCUCAUAAGCUAAUCACAAAGUAGAAGUCUUCUUUUCACUUUCCUCCUAUUUAAAGAAAAACUGAGUCCAUCUGUGGUUUUACAGAAAUGUUACACAGCUGAAGAUCAUGUAGCGUUCUUAUUUCUUCGAUGACCCAAGUAACCCAAGUAUGUUUUCAGAGUGUUUGAGUAGGAAAAUAUGAGCAUCCAUGGCUGGAUUACUGAGACGACCCAGCGGGGACACAUGAGACUAAACCAGACGCUUUCAUACAUGUGCCGUAGCCCUGAAAUGUUUUUGACGUUACCUUGUCUGAUUCGGUCCAUUGGGGUCAAUAACCUGCGCCUCUCUAAAACAAAUACACGAGAACGGAGGAGCUUUGUUUGCUCUGCUUUCUGCACGCAAACUUCAACCGAACAUAUUCCCACAAAUGAGAACACGUCUGAAGCAGAUUACUUCCUGGUGUGCAGGGAGGACAUAGUUCCGGGUUCAUGUGUAAACUUGAUGGCGGAGUUUCUCACACAUGGAUUAAUCAAAGUCCUCGAUCAUGAGACUUUGUUCUUCAGAGAUCAUCACAGUGAGUUAUUCUUAUAAUCUGGGAAACUUGCUGACUUUCAGAUGAAAGCAUAAAAUAUUCUGGAGUGUUGUUUUUCUUUUAUCGUCUUUGUUGUUUGUUGAUUUUCGUUCUUUCUGUUUAUUUUUUUCUUUUUUUCAUAAAAGUAUUUUUUCAUUGUUUUUCAAAGUACCAGAAAACUUGCAGCCGAAUAUUUUUGGCUUUUUGAGGCUCUGUUGGUCUUAUUGGAGUCGUAGAUAUGAUGUGCAUCAAAUUACUAAUUAGGAAGAUGAUUAAUAAUUAGAUGCAGUCUUAAUUUUGUCUGUGAAUGUCAGAAAGUGGUACAGAAGGCAGCCUAAGACCCAGAUAUUAUUAUAAUAAAGGGGGAAAAAAAGAAGUAAACGAGACAUGGCUUUACACACCUCCUCAGUUACUUUGAGUUAUCGUCACUCAGCCUCACAACAACCCAAAGUCUUUCUAAAUCAUAUAGGAGGGAAUCAAAAAUAAAGGAUGACAGUGCAAUAAACUUCUUUGCUCAUUAACUGUAUUUCGAGGGGUUUGUUUUGUUAUGUAGACGGCGAGGAGCGCAGAGGGAUGGACCUUCCCCAGUCUGAAUGAGAUUAAGACUGAACAAUAACUGAGCCUGAAGAAGAUUUUCACACACAUGCAGCUUGACCGUUAAGAAUGUGUAUUUGUGUGUCGUUUUGUUUGUGUCCUGUGUGCAUAUUUAUAUUGUGCCUUUAACCAUCAUCUGUCUGCUUAAUCUCAAAGGGAAAUAUCUUUUUAUGUUUGAUACACGUAUCUCUGCAUUGUUAUUAUCCAAAGUGUUAUUUUACUUUAUUUUUAUCUCAAUACUUUUUAAGUACUGUCGAGAUUUUCUUUUGUUACUGAGUUUGACUUUUUUGACUUGAUUGUUCUGUCUGCACUGCAACUGAAAGGUCUGGUAGAAAACUCCACAUGCUCAGUGUUUAAAGAAAUUUAAAGUUCGGCGUUCAGAUGUUUUCCUCCUUUUGACGAGGAGACUUUUUUUUUUCUUUUGCUGUGAAACAUUUAGCAUCGCUUAGACAAUCACAAUCCCCGAUGUUUGGUGUUUUUAUUUUUUAUGGCAGGUCAGAAGGUGAAAGCAGCUGUAACAAAGCGUGCUCGUUCUGUCGUUCAGUUACUACCUUAGUGAAUCCAAGGGAGAACGAGCAGUCCUCAAACAGAAAACUGAGACCUUUGCAUCUGUUCAGCUUAUUGAAUGUUUAUUUCUUUACUUUGUCUGCAUGUCACGCCUGUUUUGAAGUAUAUUAUCAUGGCCGUACAUAAUGACCAUGAAAUGUUUAAGGGACUAUAAUCUUAGAUUUUCUUUUUUUUAUGCCAAAUAUUGCUGUUAUUCAAAAGCUGUUUAUUUUAUAUAUAUUUCAUCUCAUUUUCAGACAUGUGAGGCUGUUUGCGGUCACAUAGAGAGCCUGAAACUCAACACUAUCAUAAUAAUCAAUGCUAAUUAUUUAAUGACAGUAAUCACUAUUUCCUCCCAACAGCCCUGUAAGGUUUUCCUGUGUAAGACAAUAUAAUGUAAAUACAUUUUAAAGGUUUCAGACUCAA
Molecule: messenger RNA, 5616 nt
Organism: Haplochromis burtoni (Burton's mouthbrooder)
Lineage: Eukaryota; Metazoa; Chordata; Actinopteri; Cichliformes; Cichlidae
Gene: eya3
Product: EYA transcriptional coactivator and phosphatase 3
Exons: 19
Coding region: 211-2034 (607 amino acids)
Biological process (GO): positive regulation of DNA repair; cell differentiation; negative regulation of extrinsic apoptotic signaling pathway in absence of ligand
Cellular component (GO): nucleus
Molecular function (GO): protein tyrosine phosphatase activity
Source: RefSeq, a predicted model, not a curated record